Phoenix dactylifera (date palm) is the source of this 3344-nucleotide messenger RNA. Lineage: Eukaryota; Viridiplantae; Streptophyta; Magnoliopsida; Arecales; Arecaceae. The record is from RefSeq and is a predicted model, not a curated record.
AGUCUCGGUCUUACCACGGAGUUGCUGCGGCUUAAGCAGCAAUGGUGGAAGCCUCCCUUCUCUGCUGAUUCCUACCGUUCUCACCUCCAUCUUCUUUCUCUCUGGCUGGCAUCCCCCUUGUGAAGAGAGCAUUCGUAGGUCUCCGAUCGGUUCGGUCUUCGGCUUGUUUCUCCACGGAUUCACGACACCGAAGCACUGUUUUGAAGGCAAAGAACGGUUAAAGCACCUAUGGCUGUUUAUAAGAAAUUGGUUCCUCGAGCUAUCUUCAAUUUUAUACAUGUUGAUGUGGGAAUUAUCAGAAUCUCUAAAUAUUCAGUAGCUUCUUUGUCAAGAUUUGGGUAUGCACAGUAUAGUGAUGAUUUUUGGUUGAGAAGAUUGGACCAUAAGGAUUGGCUUGCACCAAAUGAAAUCCUGAAAAUAUUUAAGAAUGUCAGAGAUCCAGAGCUGAUUAUUGGUGCAUUGGAGAAGGCCUCUAGUCGUAUGGAUUAUAAGCCUAGUGAGGCUCUUUACAGUUUAAUAGUUGAGAAGCUUGCUUGUGCACGGAAAUUUGGUGUUAUUGAGGAUCUCUUGGAGAGGUCAAGACUUGAAAAGUGCGGACUUUCUGAUGAAUUCUUUCAUAACUUGAUAAAAAUAUAUGGCAAUGUUGCGAAUCAUCCAGAACAAGCCAUUAGGACACUCCUUAGGAUGCCAGAUUUUCAUUGUUGGCCAACAACUAAGACUUUCAAUUAUGUGCUCAACAUGCUUGUGUGUACUCGGCAGUUUGACAUCAUCCAUGAGGUAUACUUGAGUGCCCCCAGGUUGGGAGUUAGUCUUGACACCUGCUGCUUUAACAUUCUCAUCAAGGGCUUGUGUCAGUGUGGUAAAUUGGAUGCUGCCUUUUCCUUGUUACAUGAAAUUCCAAAACAGGGAUGUAAGCCCAACGUCACAACUUAUUCAACGCUAAUGCAUGCUCUUUGUAAGCAUGACAGAGUAAGUGAAGCAUUUGAGAUAUGUGAGAGAAUGGAGAGAGAAGGUUGCCAUCCUGAUACGAUAUCCUUCAAUAUAUUGAUUUCUGGUCUUUGCAAACAAGGGCGAGUGGCAGAGGGGAUGGAACUUCUAAAGACAAUGAAACUAAAGGGGUGCUAUCCAAAUUCAGGAACUAAUCAAGCACUUAUUUAUGGCUUGCUUAGCACUAACAAAUUUGUGCAGGCUAAACAUUUUAUGGACAUGAUGGUCUCUGAAGGGAGGAGGCCUAGUUUUUUGUCGUACAAGAUGACUAUUGAUGGUCUUUGUAGUGAGAACCUUUUAAAUGAUGCUGUUGUAGUAUUGAAACAAAUGGUACAACAAGGAUUUGUUCCUCGGAUGGGUACUUGGAAAAGGAUCCUUGAAUGCAUGUUCUAGAAGAUUAAUCAUUGUUGUUCCCUCAUUGUAAUAAUUUCUAUUGCUGUCAGCUGAUGGAACAAAUUGAUAGAAUGGCCAACAUAAAAUUCAUUGAUCGCGUGAGCAUAUAAAAGCCUGUAUUUUCUAAUAUGUUGAUUUGCAAAAUUUAAAGUAUAUUUAAAAGUGCAUUUUAAAAUUUUAUCCUACUGAGUUUCUCUAUUGUUGGUAGUACAUUUUAUAGUUUGACCUCUAGUUACAGGUGAUAUCUUUGGGAUUUCCAUCUGUGGUUUCCUCUAAAUUGACACCAUAUGGCAUUAAUCUAGUAGGUUGUACUAUUAAAGCAAGUCAGUUUUUUCCAGACUCCUUUUGCCUUAUGUGCUGCCAUUAUUUGUUGUCUUUAUAUUUGGAUGCUCCUGUUGCUUUGGUGAAAAUGCAUGGACGUCAACAACCUUAUCGUCAUAUCUAAGCUGCUUUUUCUUUCCUCUUCUUGACCGUUGUGUUGCUUUCCUAGUGGAUUGUUCCAUCUAGAAAUUAUGUCCUGCAUAUCCUGGUUGCAAGUGUCAUGAACUGUAUGGUUAGUAUUCGUCAAAGUCCGAGUUAUGACUUUACCAAGUAAAAUGGAUGAUGAAGUCGCUUCCCAAUUUUUUUUUUCUUUUCUACUGCAGUAAUGUGUAUCUUGUCCCUCUGGAAAAGUUUGCGCUCGGUUUAGAUAUGUUUUUUAUUAAUAUUUUAAUACUCCAACACUAGAUUUGGCUAUCUUUUUUCUAGUUUCUUAUUGUUCUUCUGCUUUUGUUAGUAUUCACCUUCUUUCUCUUUUUGAGCCAUCAUAAAUUAAUUAUAGUAAGGAUAAAGCAAGGGCUUGCAAGGGCGCCCCUUCCAUGUGCAACCUUUUGGGUAAAGUUUGGCUUGGGCUGGGUUUCUCCUUUAGUAAGUGACAUGCUGAACAAGCCAUCAAGAUGCUCCUCAGAAUACCAGAUUUUCGUUGUUGGCCUACAGUUAAGAAUUUCAAUUAUGCGCUCAACAUGCUUGUUUAUACUCGGCAGUUUGAAGUUAUCCAUGAGGUAUGCUUGAGUGCUCCCUGAUUGGGAGUUGGCCUUGACACCUGCUGCUUUAACAUUCUCAUUAAGGGUUUGUAUCAGUGUGAUAAGUUGGAUGUGCCUUUUUCUUGUUUCGUGAAAUUCCAAAGCAGGGAUGCUGGCCCAAUGCUACAACUUAUUCAACACUAAGGCAUUCUUUUUGUAAGCAUGAUAGAGUGACUAAACUGAAGCAUUUGAACUCUGUGAGAGGAUGGAGAAAGAAGUUCACUAUCCUGAUACAAUAACCUUCAAUGUACUGAUUUCUGGUUGUUGCAGACAAGGAUGAGCAGCUGAGGGCAUGGAAUUUCUAAAGAUAAUGAAGCUAAAGGGGUACUAUCCAAAUUCAGGAACUAAUCAAACACUUCUUUGUGGUUUGCUUGGCACUAAUGAAUUUGUGGAGGCUAAACAUUUCAUGGACAUGAUCUCUGAAGGCCUAGGUUUUCUGUCAUACAAGCUGACCAUUGAUGGCCAUUGUUGAGAACCUUUUAAAUGACGAUAUUGGUAUGGUACUGAUGCAAGUGGUACAAGGAUUUGUUCCUCAGGUGGGCACUUGGAAUGGGAUCCUUGCAUGUUCUAGAAGAUGGACUAUUACUGUUCCCUCGUUCCAUGACUUCUGUUGCUGUCAGCUGAUGGGAGUGAUUGAUAGAAUGGCCAAUGAAAAGUUCAUCUUGAUCGGGCGACCACAUUUUUUUAUUUACCAUAUGUUGAUUUGCCAAAUUAAAUGCAUAUCUAAAGAUGCAUUUUGCAAUCUUUUUCUAAUGAUUUUCUCAAUUGUUGGUUGUGCUCUUUAUAAUUUGAGCUCUGGUUACAGGUGAUAUCUUUGGAUUUCCUAUAUCUGGUUUGCUCCAAAUAAACACCAUAUUGCAUUAAUCUCGAAGGUUAUGCUAUAAAAGUAAGCCUGUUUUUCCC